GGACGAGCGCGUGCCGAAGUGGGCCCGAAGCACUCUCGGAUGGUGCUGCUGCUGCCGCCGCCGCUACCCCGCCGCCCCCUGACCAUACCUGCCCCCACCCCCACCGGCGCUUAGCUCGGCAACAGCGCCACCGAAGUUUCCUCCUCGUCUUCUCGUAUCUGGAAAGGGAGAAUCCAACGUGGUCUCGCGUCGCGCUGCCACUUCGGCUUCCACGAAACUCGGUUCGGCGUUCGGCUCGGCUACCUCGUUUGCCCCUUCUCCCUUUUGCUCUUGGGGACCGGUGGCGCCCUCUGUGGUGCCUCAAGCUGGCGCCAUCGUUUGAAGAAUCGGGUGAUCCGUAUUCGAGGGUUGCUUAGCAGUGCGCUUCACCAAACUAAACCGUUCACGAUAAAAAAAAGGGCAGAGUUUUUCUAUCUAAGGAAAAUGAACGUUAUUAAUCUUACUUAUGCCCUGGAUUUAACAAGCGUGGCAGGACACACAUUAAGUCAGGAGGAAAUCUAUGUUGUCCAGAAUGCAUUGUUGAUUUUGCAAGGAGAAAAUCACUUCAAAAAUGUUUACUUCAUGGGUAAAUUGUUUGGUAUAGAAAAAGAUUAUUAUUUGGCAUUUGGAUAUAGGUCUGAUGCAUUGACGGGGCGCUCAUUCUUUUACAGCAAUAACCAAUAUGAUUGGUUCCUUCUGGGAGAACCAUCCCCUUGUGCCCUCAAGCUUACCCCAAGAGUGAGCCAAAGGUUUACAGGUGAUCCAAGCCAAAUAAUUGACUGGAGGGAUGCAGGUGAUUCAAGCAGUGUCACAGGAAGAGGAAGUGUGUUGAAAGAGGAGGACCGGCUAUCAGCAGUAGUGUACACACUUCAUGAAGAUUGUGCUAUUGCACCAAAAGGAGCCUUUUUUCUAGAUGUUGAAGGUGUGGCAGACAUAAACCCAACAUUUCAAGGACUAAGCCUUCAACAGGGAACUGAUGCCAGAUGGUGGGAACAGACACACAAGAAGGAAGUUACCAGCUCAGGUGAUUUCCUGAAAAAUAAUAAAGCAUUAGAAGAUGUCUGGAGCUUCAGAGUUCGUGCACAAGGCAGCGUCAGUGUGUUGCUGCACCUAGAAUGGUUGGGUCUUGCAGCUUAUCACCGCUUACGAACACCAGAACAUGGAUUUGUAUAUUUUGGGGAAGGACUGAAAUUGACCAAAAAGUUGGCCUGAGUUGAAGAACAUAAACGAAAAAGAAUGAAAUCAA
Molecule: messenger RNA, 1225 nt
Organism: Frankliniella occidentalis (western flower thrips)
Lineage: Eukaryota; Metazoa; Arthropoda; Insecta; Thysanoptera; Thripidae
Gene: Rsph9
Product: radial spoke head protein 9 homolog
Exons: 5
Coding region: 424-1191 (255 amino acids)
Biological process (GO): cilium movement involved in cell motility; motile cilium assembly; axoneme assembly
Cellular component (GO): axoneme; radial spoke
Source: RefSeq, a predicted model, not a curated record